AUGUGCAGAGAAAGAAAUCGAGAGUUAAUUAUUAGCGAAAAUAUACGCAACCACACGAGAGCAAAACAAAAGGAUGAAAGAAAUAUCAGUUCCGUUUCUGGAACUCGAGAGGUUGACUAUUCCGCGAAACAUAUAAAUAGUUCCUGGGACAAUCCUGAGAGCAGUUUUUUAAGGUGUGAUGCCGAGGGAACUACCAGCAGAAGGAUAGAUACUGAUGAAAAUUUUUGUUACUUAGUAGAGACACAGAUCAAGGAGAGCUUCUGUCAAGUUGAAGACGGCUUGACGGCUUUGUUAGCAAAGUGUUUGGAAUCAGACUCAAAGAAUGCAGUGCUUAGUUCUCAUCUGCUUAAACUGAGACAAGAAGCAAGGGAGGUUCUGUAUGGUGGUUUUGGGUUUAUACCCGAUAUUUCUUCCUUACAAAGAUGGCUUGAAAUUGCUUGGGAAAGAGGAGUCGUAAACAUUCUAGCAUUCCCGUUGGCAAAUAUAAAGGGUGAUCAGGUUCUUAUUGACUGGGUUUGGAAUUACGUUUCUGGCUACAAUCCCAUCCAAUAUGGCAAUCAGCGUGCUGUUUUCAGUGGGAAACCAUAA
Messenger RNA from Fraxinus pennsylvanica, 588 nucleotides. The record is from the annotation of a GenBank genome assembly. Lineage: Eukaryota; Viridiplantae; Streptophyta; Magnoliopsida; Lamiales; Oleaceae.